AUGGUAAACAAAAUCCAACCUCGCAGGGCUGAGCAUCUUGGCUCCCUACUGCGCCCUGCAGAGCUUCUCGAAGCUGCCUCCAGCAGUACAGACCCAAAGUCUUUACAAGAAAUCGAGAACCGAGAGAUCGCAGGGAUUGUGAAGGACCAAACCAAUCUCGGAUUCAGAGUUGUCAAUGAUGGAGAGUACAGACGCACUCUAUUUUGGGGAUCUUUCUUUGACCAGCUUGAUGGCUUUGAGGAAGUCCCAUUGGUAGCAGAGCAUGUUCGAAUGUAUCUUCCUAAGAACAAAGCGCUUCUGGAAUACCACAUUGGAAGUACUGUUCUAUGCACGAGCAAGAUCAGACACCCCGGACAUAGCCCACACCUGGAGGAAUUUCUCUAUAUGAGAUCUCUUGUCGACCCGGACAGACUGGGGGAUGUCAAAAUCACCAUUCCCGCACCCCACUGGUACCAUCUCCGGUAUAAGCAUGGUCAUGCUUACAGAGAAGAUGUUUAUGCAUCCGACGAGGCAUACUUCAAAGAUCUGGCUGCUGCCUAUCGAAAGGAACUACAAAUCCUGUACGAUGCAGGUCUGAGAAGGGUUCAAAUAGACGACCCCGACCUGUCAUACUUUUGUUCUAAGGAUGUCCUAGAAGGCUGGGCUCUUGACGAGACAAACACACAAUCCCCCAUGGAGCUACUUUGUUCAUACGUUCAAUUGUACAAUGACUGCCUUCAAGAAGUGCCUCCUGACAUGCAUAUCGGAAUCCAUAUUUGUCGAGGCAAUUUCACGGACAGCCGAUACUGGUCGGCUGGCGGCUAUGACACGAUUGCUAUUCAGCUGUUUCAGGAACUCAACGUCAACACUUACUACUUAGAAUUUGACACUUCACGAGCCGGCGGUUUUGAACCUUUGCAAUUUUUGCCAGUGGAAAAGAACGUGAUAUUGGGUGUCGUGUCGACAAAAUCGGCAGAAUUAGAAAACAUUGCAGAGCUAAAAGAGCGCGUUCUCAAGGCUGCCAGUUUUAUCGCGAAAGGAAAUGGUAUCAGCCUUGAAGAAAGUCUUCGGAUGGUAGGCGUCAGCCCUCAGUGUGGAUUUGCUAGCAAUAGUCGAGAGGAUCGAUUCACGAAGGAGAAAAUGUUGGACAAGUUGAAGUUGGUGAGAGAGCUGGCAAAUGCUAUCUGGCCGGGAGAGGCGUAA
This is a messenger RNA of Penicillium pulvis, 1182 nucleotides long. RefSeq names its product cobalamin-independent methionine synthase II family protein. The coding region runs from base 1 to 1182 and encodes 393 amino acids. Gene Ontology annotation, molecular function: zinc ion binding; 5-methyltetrahydropteroyltriglutamate-homocysteine S-methyltransferase activity. Lineage: Eukaryota; Fungi; Ascomycota; Eurotiomycetes; Eurotiales; Aspergillaceae. The record is from RefSeq and is a predicted model, not a curated record. The transcript has 3 exons.